Molecule: messenger RNA, 615 nt
Organism: Fusarium musae
Lineage: Eukaryota; Fungi; Ascomycota; Sordariomycetes; Hypocreales; Nectriaceae
Exons: 1
Coding region: 1-615 (204 amino acids)
Source: RefSeq, a predicted model, not a curated record
AUGAGCCUUUCGCUUCUCAAAUUUGAUGGCCACAAUGUCUCCAUCUCCACUGUCUUUCAGAAGUCCAAGUACGGGCCAGUUAACGGUAUCUUGGCCCUUCCGCGGCAUAAGCACAUCAUUCUUGCUGCCGAUGCCGAAAGGGGGGAGAUUUUGAGAAUUGAUACGACUACUGGACAUGUCGGAGUAGCUAUCAAGGACAAAUCACUUGCUCCAAUUCCUGGAGGACCCUUCCCCAUUGGUGUAAACGGAGUCAAGAUUUUCGACGGCUACCUGUACUUCACCAACACAGCUCAUCAGUCCUUGAACCGGGUCAAGAUCGACGACAUGGGAAACAAACUUGGUAAUUUCGAGGUUCUUUCCAAGCUUGAAAAGGGUUCCCCUUAUGCCCCAGAUGACUUUGCCAUGGAUCGGCAUGGAAACACGCAUGUUGUUUAUUGGCAGGAUAGGGUUGUAAAGAUCACUCAGGGAGGAAAACAAACUGUUCUCGUAGAGGGACUUCUUGCCGGCCCUAGUAGUGCCGUAUUUAGCAAAGACGGAAACACCUUGUAUUUUGUUACUUCUGGACAGAACAACCUGGCAGUCUCUGGUGGACAAAUAGUGGAGGUCAAGCUGUAA